Molecule: messenger RNA, 247 nt
Organism: Funneliformis caledonium
Lineage: Eukaryota; Fungi; Glomeromycota; Glomeromycetes; Glomerales; Glomeraceae
Source: the annotation of a GenBank genome assembly
AUGAUUGAUGAAUUGAUACAUAAUCAAGGUCAAAUAGGAUAUAAGAAAAAAUGCUUAGUUUGUCAAACCUCUAACAUCAAUAAUAAGAAGUGGGUUUGUCUUACAUACCAUAGUAAAUUACCAACCAUUGUUGAGAUAAGUCAGCAAUCUAACGAACCAUUUGAGAUUAUAAAUACCACUGAAAAACCACUAGUUAUUCAUUCUCAUAUAUUUAAAGGAUCAAAUAAACUACAAGUUAUUUUAGAAA